AUGGCGCCACCUACAGCAACAAUCGAAAUACCAAACUCUUAUGAGAGUCUCGGUCUCACUCAUGUCAAAGUGACUCACUAUCCAUUGGGGAGACCGACAGCAACUCCAGUUGUGAUAGUCACCUUGAAUCGCCCAGAGAAAAACAAUGCAUUUACACCGCAUAUGGCUGAUAGUCUCGAACUGGCUUUUCGAGCCUUUCAUCUUGACCCCAGGGUGAAGGUGGUUGUUUUAACUGGUGCUGGGAGGAUGUUCUGUGCUGGGUCAGAUUUGGAGAUCGGAUUUUCAAAUGAAGGGAGGGCUACUGAUUUUCGCGAUAUUGGGGGUCGAGUAGCGUUGGCAAUGCAUAGGUGUCAUAAGCCUACGAUUGUUGCUCUGAAUGGCUCUGCGGUAGGAGUUGGAAUGACCAUGACUUUGCCAGCUGUAAUCCGUAUCUGCCACGAAACAAGCAAAUACGGAUUCGUCUUUACUAGACGCGGACUAACCAUUGAAUCCUGUGCCUCGUAUUUUCUUCCUCGGCUCAUUGGUCUUUCUCGAGCCAUGUCCCUUAUAUCGACUGGCGGGGUCUACCCCGGCAACUCGAAAUACUUUGGGGACUUGUUCACUGAGGUUCUGCCGAACGCAGCGGAGGUUCUACCCCGGGCUCUGGAAUUGGCUCAGGAAAUGACCGAGAAUGUCAGUCCGUUGGCAUCAUCGAUGAGUCGAGCGUUGAUGUGGGAGGGUCCUAGUUCGCCCGAGGCAGCGCAUCUCCUUGAGUCUCGGGUGUUUCACCAUAUGGCUGGUCAAAGUGACUACCAAGAAGGUGUCAACUCUUUCCUUAACAAGCGCAAAGCCAGUUUCCAGGCUGAUGCUCAUGAGCACAGUCCUCUGGACUAUCCAUGGUGGUCUGAAGCAGAUAUUAGAGUCGAACCGAAGAAGUUUAAGAUAUGA
Messenger RNA from Penicillium antarcticum, 927 nucleotides. Its product is annotated as Enoyl-CoA hydratase AKT3-1. The record is from RefSeq and is a predicted model, not a curated record. Bases 1 to 927 code for a protein of 308 amino acids. The transcript is spliced from 4 exons. Lineage: Eukaryota; Fungi; Ascomycota; Eurotiomycetes; Eurotiales; Aspergillaceae.